UCUCCAGGACGGUCUUGCAGGUGGCACCACGUGGCUACGAGGAUCCCAGAGUGGUUGCUCCUGGGGCUCUUCCUGUUGCCCCCGAAAGAGCCUGAGCCCCACUCACGACCCGCAGCUGCCCUGCAAGAAGCCCACCAUGCUGACAGAAGACAUGAAGCUCUGGCACGGCCUAGUGAUCGCGGGGGUGUCCCUCAUCCUCCAGGCCUGCAUCCUUGCAGCCAUCACCUGCCUGCUUGGCAGGCACAUGGCCAAUGAGAGUGAGCGGACACUGAAAAAGGCCAGGCUCCAGGCCCCCAGGCCCAGCCCUGCCUGCCAGCACCCAGCUGCUGCCAAGGAGAUGAAGGGCGCUCGGGCAGAGAGAAGCACCCCCACAUCGGAGCCCCAUUACAGGCAUGACAGCGACCCAUCCUCAGAAAGCUCCGACAGCUCCGACAGCUCUGACAGCUCGCCUCCCACCUGCCAGGCCACCAUGGAUGUGAAUUAUACACAAAUGAUCUUUUCAGACCCUGGAGGUAUAAAAGAUGACUCUGCCCUGGACUAUGAGAACGUAAAGGAAGCCACAGAUUAUGUCAACGUCAAUCCAAAACUCCACAGCCCCAAUUUCUGGACUUUUGUGAACCCUGCUGUCUCUGAGCCGGUGGAAUACACUCAAGUGGCCAUGUGAAGUCCAAGUUUUUAAUGGGGGCAGUUCUCGGUGAAUUCUUGCACUGAUUUUGCAGCACAAUUUCUUUUUCUUUUUCUUGUUUUCAACAAGGCCUCAGGGGGAAAAGGCCUAUAUCUCAGCAAGAAAGAUUCAGAUGAGAUGUGAGAAAGAAGACCAGGUUAAGUAUGAAAAUAUUGGAGCAUAUCAGAAGAGAAAGCAGUGAAGUCUC
Ceratotherium simum simum (southern white rhinoceros) is the source of this 872-nucleotide messenger RNA. It is a transcript of the gene RHEX, whose product is annotated as regulator of hemoglobinization and erythroid cell expansion. NCBI's taxonomy places the organism in Eukaryota, Metazoa, Chordata, Mammalia, Perissodactyla, Rhinocerotidae. The record is from RefSeq and is a predicted model, not a curated record. Gene Ontology annotation, cellular component: plasma membrane.